This is a messenger RNA of Corylus avellana, 2103 nucleotides long. RefSeq names its product pescadillo-like protein. Gene Ontology annotation, cellular component: PeBoW complex; nucleolus. Lineage: Eukaryota; Viridiplantae; Streptophyta; Magnoliopsida; Fagales; Betulaceae. The record is from RefSeq and is a predicted model, not a curated record. Gene Ontology annotation, biological process: maturation of LSU-rRNA from tricistronic rRNA transcript (SSU-rRNA, 5.8S rRNA, LSU-rRNA); ribosome biogenesis. Gene Ontology annotation, molecular function: RNA binding.
ACGUAACUCUGUUCCUCUUUCCUUAGCCUCCAUUUACCUCGCUCUCUCUCUCGCUCGCUCUCUCUGUGGCUCAGCUUUCUUCGCAGUAACCAUGCCGAAGCACUACAGGCCUGCUGGAAAGAAAAAGGAGGGAAAUGCUGCUAAGUACAUCACCAGGUCACAGGCAGUCAAACAUCUUCAAGUCAAUCUUCCUGUUUUCAGGAAACUAUCCAUUCUCAAGGGCAUAUUUCCCCGGGAGCCAAAGAAGAAGGUGAAGGGAAACCACCAUACUUAUUACCAUGUGAAGGAUAUUGCUUUCCUGCAGCAUGAGCCUUUACUUGAGAUAUUUAGAGAUAUAAGGGCAUAUGAGAAGAAGAUAAAGAAAGCCGAGUCGAAGAAGAACCCAGAUCUCGCAAAUCGUUUGCGAACCCGUGCACCUUCUUAUAAGCUAGAUAGAAUUAUCCGUGAGAGGUAUCCGAAGUUUGUUGAUGCACUCAGAGAUUUGGAUGAUUGUCUCACAAUGGUGCACCUUUUUGCAGCAUUACCUGCUUUGGAGAGGGAAAAAAUUGCAGUGAAGCGCAUUCAUAAUUGUCGAAGGUUGAGUCAUGAAUGGCAAGCAUACAUCUCACGUACUCAUAAAUUACGUAAAGUCUUCAUAUCUGUGAAAGGCAUAUAUUAUCAGGCUGAGGUUGAAGGUCAAAAGAUCACAUGGUUGACCCCUCAUGCACUGCAGCAAGUUUUUCCUGGUGAUGAUGUUGACUUCAAUGUCAUGCUAACAUUCGUGGAAGUUUAUGAGACUCUCCUUGCAUUCAUAAAUUAUCACCUCUAUCAUUCUAUUGAUGUGAAGUAUCCACCCAUUCUUGAUCCACGCUUGGAAGCUUUAGCAUCAGAUCUUUAUGCAUUGUCAAGAUACUUUGAUGCAAACGCUAAACAUUCUGUAGUGAAUCCGGAAGCUUCUAGUGUAUCUGGAUCUGAGCAAGUUGAGACCCAACAAAAGGGGAUACCACCUGAUGAGUCUGAAUUAAGGCUAGCUCAACUUCAACAUCAACUUCCUUCCAAUGAACCUGGUGCGCUGAUGCGCCUUGUUGAAGAUGUUGCCGAUGAGGAUGAGGAGGAUGAAGAUACAAGGGAGUGUAAAAAACUCUUUAAAAAUAUGAAAUUCUUCUUGAGUCGUGAGGCUCCCAGAGAGUCGUUGCUUUUCAUCAUUCCUGCUUUUGGUGGUAUUGUUUCCUGGGAGGGAGAAGGGGCUCCAUAUAAGGAGGCCGAUCAAAGCGUUACCCAUCAGAUUGUUGACCGACCAACACAAGGUCAUAUAUUCCUCUCCAGAGAGUAUGUGCAACCACAAUGGGUAUAUGAUUGUGUUAAUGCACGCAUCAUUUUGCCAACUGAGGAUUAUAUGGUGGGAAGGGUUCCUCCACCACACUUGUCACCUUUUGUUGACAAUGAGGCUGAAGGUUACAUUCCUGAGUAUGCGGAGACCAUUAAACGGUUGAAGGCUCUUGCUAGAAAUGAAGUCCUUCCAUUACCAGGUGAAGGAACGGAAGAUUUAGAAGAUCCUCAUAAAUUACUGGUUGAGGGUAUUAUUGAUCGAGCAGAAGCUAAUGAAGCUGCUGAGAGAAAACGCAAGAUGCUUAUUGAGCAGAACCAGUAUCUCAAUGAAUUGAAACUGGAAGUUGAUGGUGUGCAGUAUUCUUCAAUUGCCUCAGAAAAUAAGCAGAGUUCUUCUAAAGAGACAGAGGCUAGGGAAUCUGAGCCGGACUUGCAACAAAUUGUCCAGGAUCAUGCAAACAGGUCUACGGUUGUGAUGUCACGUAGAAAGAGGGGGUUAUAUGAAGCUGCGCAGAUUAGCAAGAAACGGAGGCAGGAUAAAGUUGACGUCCUGGUGGAACGGAAUAGAAAAAAUAAAGAAGCCCAGAAAUCUGGGAAGAAUUAAUGUGCCCCUGAAAUUUGCUUUCUUGAAUUUAUUGCCGAUGUAUUUCCAGUCAUAUCAGGUUAGAAAGCUAGUUAAUUUACUUGAGGUUGCUUAAGCUUCAUAAUGGCGCAUAUUGAGUUCAACAUUGCCAAUCGAGGUUGAGAUUGGCCAAAAAUUUUGGUAAAUAUGUAAGGUAUUCUUUUAAUUUCUCA